UGUAUGUAGAAGACUAGAAUAUAGAGUAAUAAUAUCUAUGUGCGUAUCUGUUGAGAAUAACUUUAUUUCUCAUAAAAAUUUAAAUAAGUUGUGUAUUUGUCUCGUAUAUUAAAAUAAAUAAUAGUAUAAUAUUGUUAUAAACAGUUCUUUUCUCGACUGUAAAUUCAGUUAAAUUGUAAUGAAGUGCAAAUAAUUUAUUUUCCAAUCAACAUGGCAGGCGAUAAUACUGAAGAUACUUUGAACGAUGUAGACAAUUCAGAAAAAUCGAGAGAUAAACUUGAUUUUUGUGUAUAUUCGAACUCUGGUAACGAAUAUUUAGAUACUAUUGAAUUUAUUUCAUGCCCUGAAUUCCAAUUUUCCACAUUAGCUUGUUAUAUCUGCAAUGGUUAUUAUGGUCCAUGUUUUGAGGAACCUGUUUGUGCAACAUGUCAUGCAUUUUUAUUUCCGGAUGAUACUCCUAACGAUCUUCCGAUCUUUAGUGAAAAAACCGAUGAUGAAGACUCAGGCAAUGAUGAACCGAUAGAUCUUUUUUAUAAUGCAGAACGAAAAACAAGUCAACUCCAAAGACCUCAUACAUCAUCUCAAAAUACUACAGAUGACGAUUCAGUCAAAGUUUAUAAUCAAAUUCCUCAAAAUUCCAAGCAAUCUAAAGAUUUUCUAAGGCAUGUAGAUCAUAAAAAAGAAUCUCAAAGUUAUAAUAAUGGACAAGGGUUACCUCGAAUACAAAAUUUACCAUCAAAAGAUAAUGGUGAUCGAUCAAGUUAUAAUCGUUGGAAUUCUCCGAAUUCAAUUAAUAAUGGAGAAUCAUCAACAUCUGGAAGUUUAGCAAAAAGAGUAGAGCUACUAACUAAUCAUAAAUAUACUGAACAUGAAACAAUUAACGAAUCAGGAUUAGUUGAAAGAUUGCCGCCAGAAGUUCUUCUAGCAGUAUUUUCUCAUUUAGAUGAUGUUAGUCUUUGGUCAGCCGCUAAUGUUUGUAGAAGAUGGCAUGGAUUAUUAUUAGCUCACAUACCCCCACAACAGUGGCAACAGCAUGUUAAACAUCGUUGGCCUUUAUAUAAAGCAAUAGGUUAUGUUGAUAAUUGGUAUAAAGUGUAUGAUUGUUUAGCAUCAUCAAUGCCUUGCCGAAGAUGUUUAGCUCAAAUGUGUUUACGUUCAAAACCAGCGACAGUAGAAGAAAACUCUUGGAGACGGAAUAGAUUGAGGACAGAAUUAAAAAGUUUAAGAACUGACCCACCCGAAGGUAUUGAAGCUACACCAUUAGACAUAAUGUGUUGUCAUUGGCAAGCAACAAUAACAGGACCAAUAGGUAGUCCAUAUGAAGGAGGAUUAUUUUAUUUAUAUCUUCAAGUUCCGUACAGUUAUCCCAUGUGUCCUCCAAUAGUAAGAUUUUUAACAAAAAUUCUUCAUCCGAAUGUAUCCAGACAUGGUGAUGUUGGUAUAGAUUCAAUUCAUCACAAUUGGUCAUUAGCUUUAACAAUAUCCAAAGUCUUAAUUAGUGUUCAAAGCUUACUAACUGAUCCUUACUGUCAUAUAUGCAUGGAACCAGAACUUGGACGCAUGUACACAAAUAAUCGAGAAAGAUUCGAAGAAGUUGCUAGAGCUUGGACUUGGAAAUAUGCAAUGCACGAUGUGGUAACAUGGUCUCAAUAAAUAUUAGUUGCAUCUUUUUGGUAAAGAUUUAUUGAAAUUUUUUUUGCUAUAUAGAAUUAGAGCUUUCGUAUUGGUUUCACACGUAAUAUGUAUAAUCCAUUUUUUCGUGUUGAGAAUUAUUGUUUUUAUUAUGAUAAAUAAAAGAAACUAAAAAAUUAUAGAGAAAAUAAAUGUAAAAAAUUAUUAGAAUUUAAUAUACGUAAAAAUAAACCAUAGAAAAUAAAAUAACUGGUAUUCCUAGCGGUCUAUUUCUCGAGAACAAUCUGUGAGGUCCGUCAUCGUCAUUUUCUAUGAUCUUCCGGUUUCGUGGUAGGUAAAGAGUAAAG
This is a messenger RNA of Chelonus insularis, 1979 nucleotides long. It is a transcript of the gene morgue, whose product is annotated as modifier of rpr and grim, ubiquitously expressed. NCBI's taxonomy places the organism in Eukaryota, Metazoa, Arthropoda, Insecta, Hymenoptera, Braconidae. The coding region runs from base 211 to 1653 and encodes 480 amino acids. Gene Ontology annotation, molecular function: protein binding. The record is from RefSeq and is a predicted model, not a curated record. The transcript has 4 exons.